Actinia tenebrosa (Australian red waratah sea anemone) is the source of this 856-nucleotide messenger RNA. RefSeq names its product sushi-repeat-containing protein SRPX. The record is from RefSeq and is a predicted model, not a curated record. NCBI's taxonomy places the organism in Eukaryota, Metazoa, Cnidaria, Anthozoa, Actiniaria, Actiniidae.
UUUACAUAUUACACGAAUAUUAGGUUAUUAACCGCGAAGAGCAGCGUACAUGGUCAGAUUGAUUCAACGGAUCAAAAUGGAAGUGGUAACAUUUAUGCUAUGUUUUAUCAUUCUAGUGGUAAACUGCGAAAGUGCAGUUUUGUCUCCAGACAUAGAGCCACCAAAGUUCACGUUUUGUCCAAGUGAUAAGGUUGUAGAGACGUUUGAAUACCAGGUUCGCGUAAUUUGGAAAGAGCCUAUUGCUGUUGACAACUCUGGGCGUGUCCCAAUUGUGAUGGGAAAUUUCCUUAAUGGGAUGCAAGUAAUGGCUGGUCGAACGUUUAAUGUGGAGUAUAUCGCGAAAGACGAUUCUGACAAUAUUGCAACAUGCAAGUUCAAGAUUACCGUUAAAAGGAAAGUGGUGCCUUGCCCAAAACUAAGUCGUCCAGCAAAUGGUGCUCUGUUAUGCAAUGUUGGACCUGAUUUCCCCGACAGGUUUUGUGUAGCUACUUGUCAAAGUGGUUAUGAUUUUGCUUUUUGGCCAAACUUGAUAUAUUUGUGUAGUCAGCAGGGAGUUUGGUCAGGUAUUGGUGUCGCUAGUCAAAGAGUGCCUGAUUGUUCGGUUCGUAGAGGGCCCACUCUUUCUCAAGGGUACUACUAUAAAGGAGAUGCAAACGAUGGUGCUGUUCAACUGGCUCUAAAGAACAACUUCCAAACGAUGAUCAAGUCUAUUGGAUUUGGAAUCCUUUGCCAAGAUUCUGAUAAAUGUAACUCGAAGAAUGUCGUUAUUUAUCCAGGGUCCACCGGAAAAUAAUCGUAACCAAGAAUCUAAAGCACUGAGUAUGAAUGAAUAAAGUAAACGCAUAGGACAUGGAAA